GCCGGAGCAGCUGGGUCGUGGUGGCGAAGCUUACUCUCCGGGGGAUGCGGCCGCUCUCCAGCCUCCCUGGGCCGCAACUCCCGAGCCUCCCAGGGCGCCGGCUGAGGCAAGGCCCGGACCCUGGGCCCCCGAGGGUGUCCCCGCAGCGCCCGUGGCGAAUUGUCAAUGAGCAGAGAUGGAUCAAGAAGGUGGGGGAGAUGGGCAGAAAGCCCCGAGCUUCCAGUGGCGGAACUACAAGCUCAUCGUGGAUCCCGCCUUGGACCCUGCCUUACGCAGGCCUUCGCAAAAGGUCUACCGCUACGACGGAGUCCACUUCAGUGUCAACGACUCUAAGUACAUCCCGGUGGAAGACCUGCAAGACCCCCGCUGCCAUGUCAGAUCCAAAAGCAGAGAUUUUUCCCUCCCUGUGCCCAAGUUCAAGCUGGAUGAAUUCUACAUCGGACAGAUCCCCCUGAAGGAAGUGACUUUCGCAAGGCUGAAUGACAACGUGCGGGAAACCUUCCUGAAGGACAUGUGUCGCAAGUAUGGCGAGGUGGAAGAGGUGGAGAUCCUGCUUCACCCCCGCACUCGCAAGCACCUGGGCCUGGCCCGGGUGCUCUUCACCAGCACCCGGGGCGCCAAGGAGACAGUCAAGAACCUGCACCUCACCUCCGUCAUGGGCAACAUCAUCCACGCCCAGCUUGACAUCAAAGGACAGCAGCGAAUGAAGUACUAUGAACUGAUUGUCAAUGGCUCCUAUACCCCUCAGACUGUGCCCACAGGGGGCAAGGCCCUCAGCGAGAAGUUCCAGGGCUCUGGUGCAGCCCCUGAGACGACUGAACCCCGCCGCCGCUCCUCCUCAGACACCGCAGCCUACCCAGCGGGCACUGCUGUGGGCACCCCUGGCAACGGCACUCCCUGCUCCCAGGACACAAGCUUCUCCAGUAGUCGGCAAGACACCCCUUCUUCCUUCGGCCAGUUCACCCCUCAGUCCUCGCAAGGCACCCCGUAUACAUCUCGGGGCAGCACCCCUUACUCUCAGGAUUCUGCCUACUCCAGCAGCGCAACGUCCGCCUCCUUCAAGCCGCGGCGGGCCGAGAACAGCUACCAAGACUCCUUUUCCCGCCGCCACUUCUCUGCCUCUUCAGUCCCCACCACCGCUUCCCCAGCCAUCUCGGCCACCACUGCAGCCACCGCCACCCCGUCCUCGUCCUCCUCGUUGUCUUCGUCCUCCUCUUCGUCCUCCGUUCCUUCCGCCUCUCAGUUCCGUGGCUCUGACUCCAGCUACCCAGCAUAUUAUGAAAGCUGGAAUCGCUACCAGCGCCAUGCUUCCUACCCACCCCGCCGGGGGACUCGGGAGGAGCCUGUGGGGGCCCCCUUCACUGAGAACACAGCCGAGCGCUUUCCCCCUUCCUAUACCUCCUACUUGCCCCCCGAGCCCGGCCGGCCCGCUGACCAGGACUACCGUCCUCCCACCUCCGAGGCGCCCCCACCAGAGCCUCCAGAACCAGGCGGAGGCGCUGGGGGGCCCAGCCCCGAAAGAGAAGAAGCUCAGAGCUCCCCACGUCCGGCCUCCCCUGCACGCUCUGGCUCCCCGGCCCCGGAGACCACUAACGAGAGCGUGCCCUUCGCGCAGCAUAGCAGCCUGGACUCCCGCAUCGAGAUGCUGCUGAAGGAGCAGCGCUCCAAGUUCUCCUUCCUGGCCUCAGACACGGAGGAGGAGGAGGAGAGCAGCAGCACAGGUCCCGGGGCCAGAGAGCCGGGGAGCGAGGUGCCUUCCGGGGCGGGUCACGGGCCCUGCACGCCCCCUCCAGCCCCAGCGAAUUUUGAGGAUGUGGCACCGACAGGGAGUGGGGACCCAGGGGCCCCCCGGGAGUCUCCCAAGGCCAACGGACAGAACCAGGCCUCUCCAUGCUCUUCAGGAGAGGACAUGGACAUCUCGGAUGACGACAGGGGUGGCUCGCCUCCUCCAGCCCCAACGCCGCCCCAGCAGCCUCCACCCCCACCGCCACCCCCACCCCCGCCCCCUCCCUACCUAGCCUCCCUUCCCCUUGGCUACCCUCACCAGCCUGCCUACCUCCUCCCUCCCCGCCCCGACGGGCCCCCGCCCCCACCCCCCCACAUCUAUGACUUUGUCAAUUCUCUGGAGCUCAUGGAUCGACUCGGGGCUCAGUGGGGAGGGAUGCCAAUGUCCUUCCAGAUGCAGACCCAGAUGUUAACUCGGCUCCACCAGCUGCGGCAGGGCAAGGGGUUGACGGCUGCCUCAGCCGGGCCCCCAGGGGGCGCCUUUGGGGAGGCCUUCCUCCCCUUCCCACCCCACCAAGAGGCAGCCUAUGGCUUGCCCUAUGCGUUGUAUGCACAAGGCCAGGAAGGCCGCGGGGCCUACUCCCGGGAGCCCUACCACCUGCCUUUGCCGGUGACAGCCGAGCCGCUGCUCUCCUCGGGCUCAGGAGAAGAGGCGCGGCCUCCUCCCCGGGAGGAGACAGAGCUGGCUGACAGCAAGGCCCUGCAGUCAGCGGGCACUGUGGGGCGCGUGCUGGCCACCCUGGUGCAAGAGAUGAAGAGCAUCAUGCAACGAGACCUCAACCGCAAGAUGGUGGAGAAUGUGGCCUUUGGAGCCUUCGACCAGUGGUGGGAGAGCAAGGAAGAGAAGGCUAAGCCUUUCCAGAACGCAGCCAAGCAGCAAGCCAAGGAGGAAGAUAAAGAGAAGACAAAGCUCAAAGAGCCCGGCCUGCUGUCCCUGGUAGACUGGGCCAAGAGCGGGGGCACCACAGGCAUCGAGGCCUUCGCUUUUGGAUCAGGGCUGCGUGGGGCUCUGCGGCUGCCUUCAUUCAAGGUGAAGCGGAAAGAGCCAUCAGAAAUUUCUGAGGCCAGUGAGGAAAAGCGACCCCGGCCCUCCACUCCAGCUGAGGAAGAUGAGGAUGACCCUGAGCGGGAGAAGGAAGCUGGAGAGCCGGGCCGUCCGGGGACCAAGCCUCCAAAGCGAGAGGAAGAGCGAGGCAAGACCCAGGGCAAGCAUCGCAAGUCCUUCGCCCUGGACAGUGAAGGGGAGGAGGCGUCCCAGGAGUCCUCGUCAGAGAAGGAUGAGGAAGACGAGGAAGAAGAUGAAGAAGAUGAAGAGCGAGAGGAACCUAUGGACAGCACUAAGAAGCAGGCAGAGGCGUCCGAUGGCGAGGACGAGGAAAGCGAUUCGUCCUCCAAACAUUCUCUGUAUGCCGACUCAGAUGGUGAAAGUGGCAGCACGUCGGAUUCGGAUAGCAGCACUUCCUCCAGCUCCUCUUCCACCUCGUCGUCAUCCUCAUCCUCCUCGUCAUCGUCAUCUGAGUCCUCGGAUGAAGAGGAAGAGGAGGAAGAGGAGAAGCCACCAACCCUUCCUUCUGCCUCACCGCCUCCCCGAGACAUCCCAGCGCUCCCAGCAGCAUUCGUGGAUGAGCCCAGGCUGGAGGGCAUCGCUGCCUCCCCCGUCACACCUGGCCCCGAGCGGGAAAAGUCCCCAGCUCCAGGCCGGCCGGCAGGUUCCACUGAGGAGCCACCUCCCAGCGUGCCCCAGCCGUCCCUGCAGCCCCCAGCUGGGCUCCCUGCCUCCACUCUGCGCCCUGAGGAGCGCCCCUCUUCUCCUAUCCCACUCCUGCCCCCACCCAAGAAGCGUCGGAAAACCGUCUCCUUUUCUGCUGUGGAAGAAGUGCCAGCCCCAGAGCCUCCACCAGCCGCCCUACUGCAGGCUAAGGCUCCCAGCCCAGUCAUUCGCAAAGUCCCGCGGCCCAUAGAGCGGACCAUUCGUAACCUGCCACUGGACCACGCAUCCCUGGUCAAGAGCUGGCCCGAGGAUGUGUCCCGAGGGGGUCGGAACCGGGCUGGGGGCCGAGGCCGCUCGGCUGAGGAAGAGGAAGCUGAACCGGGCACAGAAGUGGACCUGGCAGUCCUUGCUGACCUGGCCUUGACUCCAGCCCGGCGUGGGCUAGCCACCCUGCCUACUGGUGACGACUCAGAGGCUACAGAGACCUCGGAUGAGGCCGAGCGCCCCAGCCACCUGCUCAGCCACAUCCUGCUGGAGCACAACUACGCCCUGGCCGUCAAGCCCGCGCCCUCCACGCCAGCCCCGCGACCCCCGGAGCCCGUUCCCGCCCCUGCAGCCCUCUUCAGCUCCCCAGUAGACGAGGUCCUGGAGGCCCCUGAGGUGGUGGUGGCUGAAGCGGAGGAGCCCAAGCAGCAGCAGCAGGUACAGCAGCCACCAGAGGAAACCGGGGAGGAGGAGGAGGAGGAAGAGGAGUCCGAGUCGUCAGAGAGCAGCAGCAGCAGCAGCAGCAGCAGUGAUGGCGAGGGCGCCCUCCGGCGUCGCAGCCUCCGCUCCCACACACGGCGCCGGCGGCCACCCCUCCUGCCACCGCCACCGCCACCGCCGCCACCUUCCUUCGAGCCCCGCAGUGAGUUUGAGCAGAUGACCAUCUUGUAUGACAUCUGGAAUACGGGCCUGGACUUGGAGGACAUGAGGUACCUGCGGCUCACGUAUGAGCAACUGCUGCAGCAGACGAGCGGGGCCGACUGGCUCAAUGACACCCACUGGGUCCAGCACACCAUCACCAACCUCAACACUCCGAAACGCAAGCGGCGGCCCCUAGAUGGGCCCCGGGAACACCAGACAGGCUCGGCCCGCAGCGAGGGCUACUACCCCAUCAGCAAGAAGGAGAAGGACAAGUACCUGGACGUGUGUCCUGUGUCCGCCCGGCAGCUGGAAGGAGCAGACACUCAGGGGACUAACCGAGUGCUUUCUGAGCGCCGCUCGGAGCAGCGGAGGCUACUGAGUGCCAUCGGUACCUCUGCAGUCAUGGACAGCGACCUGCUGAAGCUAAACCAGCUCAAGUUCCGGAAGAAGAAGCUCCGAUUUGGCCGGAGCCGGAUCCAUGAAUGGGGGCUGUUUGCCAUGGAGCCCAUUGCAGCCGACGAGAUGGUCAUCGAGUACGUGGGCCAGAACAUCCGCCAGAUGGUGGCUGACAUGCGGGAGAAGCGCUAUGUGCAGGAGGGCAUCGGCAGCAGCUAUCUGUUCCGCGUGGACCACGACACCAUCAUUGAUGCCACCAAGUGUGGCAACCUGGCGCGGUUCAUCAACCACUGCUGCACGCCCAAUUGCUACGCCAAGGUGAUCACCAUCGAGGCGCAGAAGAAGAUCGUCAUCUACUCCAAGCAGCCCAUCGGCGUGGACGAGGAGAUCACCUACGACUACAAGUUCCCACUCGAGGACACCAAGAUCCCGUGUCUGUGCGGCACCGACAGCUGCCGGGGCUCCCUCAACUGAGGUGGGCCCGGCCUGCCGCCCACGCCCCUAUUUAUUCCCCUUGGGGCUCUGAGCGCCCCGCACCCCCAGCCUUAGUGGGUCCAGUGGGGCCCGCACGCCCCCGUCUCCGAGUGAGGGGUUGAGGCAGCUCAGCCUCCCCCCACCAUCACCCUGACCUCGCCCUCAUUUUUUUUCUUUGCGGAGAAGAAGCUGUAAAUGUUUUGUAGCUGCCAGCAGCUGUUUCCUGUGGAAACCUGGGGUGCCGGCCUGUACAGACCCUGUUCUUGGGGGGCUGCCCAGCCCUCAUGCUUUGUGUUAAUGGGGACUUCCCCUCGUGCCCUGCGUGCACCCCUCCCCGGUUUAGGGGUCUCUAGGGGCAGUGGCCAUGUUCUCCCCCUGGGGGGGCCCUGCGCUCCCAGUCCCAGGGACUCUGUGCCUGGAACCCUGCCUCAUUCUCUGCUCCCGCCUGACCCUGCAGGUCACCUUUGCCCCCUGCUGCUUGGCCAGGGGGUCCUAGGUGAGUCUUGUGUCAGGCUGGACUGUAUAUAUGUUAAUAGCGCAAACCCAACGCCACAUUUUUAUAAUUGUGAUUAAACUUUAUUGUAAAAA
Messenger RNA from Ochotona curzoniae (black-lipped pika), 5860 nucleotides. It is a transcript of the gene SETD1A, whose product is annotated as SET domain containing 1A, histone lysine methyltransferase. Gene Ontology annotation, molecular function: RNA binding; histone H3K4 methyltransferase activity; protein binding. NCBI's taxonomy places the organism in Eukaryota, Metazoa, Chordata, Mammalia, Lagomorpha, Ochotonidae. Gene Ontology annotation, cellular component: Set1C/COMPASS complex. The record is from RefSeq and is a predicted model, not a curated record. The coding region runs from base 176 to 5272 and encodes 1698 amino acids. The transcript is spliced from 19 exons.